Penicillium subrubescens is the source of this 591-nucleotide messenger RNA. RefSeq lists its product as uncharacterized. The transcript has a single exon. Lineage: Eukaryota; Fungi; Ascomycota; Eurotiomycetes; Eurotiales; Aspergillaceae. The coding region runs from base 1 to 591 and encodes 196 amino acids. The record is from RefSeq and is a predicted model, not a curated record.
AUGGAGUCAAAUCAAAACGUGCAAAUACGAGCAUACGCUGAAACCCGCGUCCAAAAAAUGGUUCACAUCGCAAACACAGAUCUCAGUCUCCGGGUUGUGAAUCGGACCACGGAGCAAGCGGAUGGCCUUUGGCAAUAUGCACGACUUCUCCUGGGCGAGAUAGAGCGUGCGCCAAGUCGUGAAGUGGUUGAGUCGAAGCUUGAUUCUCUUCCAAAUGGGUCAGAAGAGCUAUACACUCAUAUUCUCUGCGCGAAAGAGGCCACUAUGACCGAUGCCGAGAAAGUCUUUGCAAGAUACAUGUUUCUCUGUGCCGAUAUCAGCAACUACAUGCCUGAUUUCCUGGCUCAAAUGACGGAUAUCAUCCAGCAGGGAAUGUUGGAUCUUGUGUUCUGUUACGCUAAUGGCGGGAACAUGCCAUUUGAUGUACCAUCAUUGGCGGAGAGACUCGGCGCACCUUUGAUUGAAGUCUUACGUCCGACGGAGCAUACAUAUGAGGUGAGAUUUGUCCACCUAUCCAUCUAUCAGUAUCUCGCGGACUCGAAGAAGUUUGCCAGGGGCUGCAAGAUCCCAGAGCCCCUACAGGCUCGGUAG